GAGAGAGAGAGAGAGAGAGAGAGAGAGAGAGAGAGGAGGAUAAGAAAGAGAGAGCUGUUCUUCACACCUGCACCUCUCUCUCUCUCUCUUUCUCUCUCUCCCCCCCCCUCUCUCUCUCUCUCUCUCUCUGUCAGUGUGUUUUGCUGUCUCGCUCGCCCGUCUCUUUUUGCUGCUGCCUCUGCCUUCGCUCGCCCUUGCUGCCUUUUCUGAUUCCUGAGGAGGGAGAGAGAGAGGCUUUAAUGCGAUGGACCUGCUGCCCACUGACUGCUGCUGUUUACACCGCGGCAUCAUGGGAGAUGCAGUUUCCUGCGUGCUGCAGGAGGACAGCUGAUGAGCUGAGGAUUGUGGGGGAUCAGAGUUUGGACAUGUGAGCUGGUGGGCGGACGAGGUUCAACAAACUCUCUCUCUUCUUUUCCACACCUUUUCUCUCUCUCUCUGUUUCUCAGUCAUUUUAAUCCUCGCUCGCCCUUCUCCUAACCUCGUCAUCCUCCUCUCUACCCUUCUGUCCUCGUCUCCUCUUCCUCCAUCAGCAUGGGCUGUCGUCUCACUCGGACAAAGGUGAGUGACCUCCUGCAGGUGUGUGUUUGGGGCGAGCGAGAGACGACAGAGAGCGAGAGAGAGAGAGAGAGAGAGAGAGAGAGAGAGAGAGAGAGAGAGAGAGAGAGAGAGAGAGAGAGAGAGAGAGAGAGAGAGAAAGAGAGAGCAGAUACUGAGAUGUGAUGGUUGCUGAGAUGACCUGCUCUGCGUUAGACCUGCAUCAUACACACACACACAUAAACACACACACAUAAACACACACACAUAAACACAAACGCACACACACACACACACACACACACACACACACACACACAGAGCCUUAACCCAGAUCGUUCCAGUGAACCCAGACAAACAAUCACUGAAGACGCUCUAAUGACCGAACGCUGGAGGCUGUAAUCUGUGUGUGUGUGUGUGUGUGUGUGUGUGUGUGUGUGUGUGUGUGUGUGUUUGUGUGUGUGUGUGUGUGUGUGUGUGUGUGUGUGUAAAUCCUCGUUUCCACUGCAGAGACUCUCACAGGAACCUUUUCAGGGUCCAGGUUCUGGAUUAGUCUCGGUACUCUCAGUGUUUUGUGUGUGUGUGACCUGCUCGUGUGUGUGUGUGUCUGUGUCUGCAGGUGUGUGUGUCUGUGUCCCGUGUACCUGUCUGUGACCUCAGAGAACCUCUUUGGUGCCACUUAUCAGAACCGGGUCAUCUUCAUCUUUGACUCUCUGUUCUGGUGGAUUUGGACCCCUGACCUGUAUUUGCAGUGUGUCCUGCACAAAGACAGGAACUGGACGGACCGCUCUGGACUCUGGAGUGGAAACCAUCUAUGGUAUAAAUACACAGAUUAAAGUGUAGAGGGACCGGUCCAGAACCAGCGUCCCUGAUAGUAUCGGGACCAUCAGAGUCCAUGUUUCCAGGUUUAGUGGCAGCAGGACUCUGUAGUUGGAGUCACAGCAUGGGCUGAACAUGUCCGGUAAGUUCUGAUGGAUCAAAACCGAACAAAGACAGCUGUCAACGUAGAACUAGAAAUCAUAGAUGCUGCAUCCUCAGUUUUAAAGAGUAGAUGGACCACCAGAAUGAUGUUAGUGUGGUGUCGUUCGUGAAUGAUUCCUUUAACAGAACCGACUCUUUUAAGUGAACGUACUGAACCGAAUCACUUCCUCAAGUGAUUCGUUUGUUUCUCACUUCAGUUGAGCGGUCAGCAGCGAGGGACCACACUCGCCGAUGCUUGAAUCACUCAGUGAACGAAUCACUCAGUGAACGAAUCACGAAGUGAUUCAUGACUCAUAAACGAGUUCAUUUUUACAGACGUGUUUGUUAAAGCGACAUCGAAACAACGCUCUGGACUCCCGGUCCCAGAAACUCUGAUCUGAACUGAAUCCUGAACCGUUUCCUGAACGAAUCUUUUUUCAUUGAUUCUAGUGAUUCAGUACAUCUUUGUUAACAUUCGUGCACUUUUAUGAGACUAAUGUUGAAUAUUUGAAAGAUGAAUGGGUUUGGUGAUUUAAGGUGGACACACGUUUCUGAAACAGCAGAGUAUAAACAUCUCUGGAGCUCUUAUUGAUCCACGUAUCGAAUCCUUUUUUUGACUUCCACCAGUGACUCAUCUGCAGCAAAGCAAACAGUUUGUUUUUAAAGCAAAGCAGAGAGAACAGAGGUGGUCUAAUGCUGAGUUACUGAGUCUGAGCAGCUCAGAGAGAGAGAGAGAGAGAGAGAGAGAGAGAGAGAGAGAGAGAGAGAGAGAGAGAGAGAGAGAGAGAGAGAGGGAGAGAGAGAGAGAGAGAGAGACAGAGAGAAAGAGAGGGAGACAGAGAGAGGGAGAGAGAGACAGAGAGAGAGAGAGAGACACAGAGAGAGAGAGAGAGAGAGACACAGAGAGAGAGAGAGACACAGAGAGACAGAGAGAGAGAGAGACAGAGAGAGAGAGAGAGAGAGAGAGAGAGAGAGAGAGAGAGAGAGAGAGAGAGAGAGAGAGAGAGAGAGAGAGAGAGAGAGAGAGAGAGAGAGAGAGAGACAGAGAGAGAGAGAGAGGGAGAGAGACAGAGAGAGGGAGAGAGAGGGAGAGAGAGACACAGAGAGAGAGACAGAGAGACACAGAGAGAGAGAGAGAGAGAGUGGGCCUGUCUUCGUCGCUCUCUGGGAGGGUUUCUUGGAAAGUCUCGGUUCGUCCCGCUCUCACAGCUCUCCUCGUUUCUCUCCGCUUGUUAAAACAUGAAGACACAUCUGAGUAAUUGCUCUUCGUGGAUCUCUGAGAGGUUUCCACGAUCAGUGAUCAGCUAAGCCGUGUUCUUGUUUAACGCCACGUCUCCUGGCUGAACGCCUCAGCGAUCAAAAGGCUGGAUGGGCCGCGGUUCGACUCCCUCUUUAGACACGCAGGGCUGAACAAUGAGCGCGGACGCAGGCAGGACGAAUGUUUCCUGGCACAUGUUCAUCUCUGAGCGCCGGAACACGAGAUUAUCCUGCCACGCACGUCGGAGGAGGUUCCAUCCUCGAUGCAGCGAGUGAUGCACGUAAACAAACAGAGAGUUCAGGAGGACGGUGGACCUCUGAGGGACCUACACAGUACAGAGACAGAGAGAGGACGCAGAUCCUAACCAGAUCUGACGGCUGCUGAGGAGACACGAGGAAGACAAACGUCCCAUAAACACACAACAGUCACUCCACAUAUCGGUCUGUAGGAGACAGAGAGGACUUCUGUGGUGACCUCUCAGUGGGAAACAUGAAUUUAAAAUAAAUAUAACAUGAAAAAAAAGAGUUCAGUCAUUAGAAAAGUUCUCUCUAGAUUCACUUCAGGGAACUUUUAUCCACUAGAGUCUCUAACCUGAACUCAACCACGUCUGUUUAUCAUUAUUUUAACUUCUGAUGGGAGAGGAGUUCGUUCAAGAGAAUCAACCAUUUCAGCAGACAUCAGGAGGUGCAGACAUCAGGAGGUGCAGACAUCAGGAGGUGCAGAGGUGAGGAGGUGGAGACAUCAGGAGGUGAAGGUGAGGAGGUGGAGAUAUGAACCCUCUCCUCCAUCAGUCUUCACGGUGAACUCUCUGCCCGACAAAAACAAAGACGUUGUUUUUGUCCAGAUACUGUAGAAGAGAAUUCAGUCACAUCAUAACUGGAUGUUUGUUUACAUCCCACCCAAGGCAACGGCUGAAGUUCCAUGUGAUGUUUUCCAUGAUACCGUUGCUAGGAUACAGACUCUACAACCUGAAGCACUAAUAAUAAUAUCAGGAGACUUUAACCACCUCACCCUCUCCUCUCACCUUCACACCGUUCGUUUCCUGUCCCACCAGAGGAAAAACAAACCCUCCAUCUGCUGUAUGCUAACGUUAAAGAAGCUAACAGCUUUAUCACCAUGACGAUCUGAGCAGGUCGGAUCGUCAUCACUCGGUUAUCUAUCUGCAGUUUAUCGGAGACUCCAGACUAAUCGCUCAGCUCUUCAUCUUGUUGGAAAACAAGUUUGUGAUUCUGGUGUGAAGGACAGAAUCGUCCUUUCUUCAGAAAUACGAGGAGACGUAACGGAGCUUUCAUCGUCAGCUCUGACCCUCAAUUUCCACCGUAUCCAGAAUGGCUACGAAGAGGUCUGAAGGUCCUGAUAAAGACGUGGUUUCCUGCGUGUUAAGUUGGCGCCUCCUCCUGAGGUGACAGCUGAGGUUUGUGAUCUUCUUCAGCUGAAUGUCAAUGUUUGAGCGGUCUGUUGUGAGUGAACGAUAAUUGGGGAUCACGGUCGGUUUCUUUGACGCUGAUGAGACGCUGGCAGACUGUGUCAUGUGAUUGUAAAGAGAUUGACAGUUUGACGUGAAUGAGCGCGGGCCUGACGGCUCUGUAUCGCCUGUGGAUGAACCGUGACUUUAUAGCUUUGCAGCUGCAGAGAAAGAUCUCUGUUCACAGGAAACAGCAAAAUAAAAGUAUAAGAGAGUAAAAAGAGUUUAAAAAUACUGAUAAUCAUGAUGCAGGAUGAUCAGGAGGUCCUGGUUCCUGCAGGUCCUGCUCCUCUCUAACAGAACAGACAGAAAUAAUCAUAACCUGCAGAAUUCACAAUAGCAGCAGUUCUUUUGUCCUUUUUUCAGAGAUUUCCAAACAAUGAACAUGAAAAAAAACCACAGCAGCUCUGACAGGAUUUAAUCAUCUGAAUAUUUGAGUGGGUAAUCGUUCGACUCACUGAAUCAAAGACUGACACUCUGAACGCGUACAAAAGGAGAACGUGACUCACUUCACAUCUGUGACUCAGCUCACACCAUCGAUUCUCCUCCUCUGAAUCUGCCGCUUCGAUAUUCAGGAGGAAUUUCAACAAACUCUGCAGGUCUUCCCUGAAAAACUCGUUCCUCCUGGACCUGGAGCUGAGAACAACCCUCUACUCUUAAAAACUGAGGAUGCAGCAUCUAUGAUUUUAGUCCAGAUGUCCAAAAGAAGGUCCGACUUUGAUCAUAGACUUUACCUGACAAGUUGGAGUUAAAGGUGUUGUAGUCAGGAUCAGUUUUUAGGAGAAAUCUUGAAUGUAAACUCGACCCCUCCCAACCAGUUUUCCCCUCAGCUCCUCCCCUCCCUCUCUUAAGCCCCGCCCACAAACAGACGCUCCUGCUCGCUCGUAUCGUUCCAGUUAAAUUCAGAUAUAAUACAGAUAAAUCCUUCAGAUCUUUACAAAUGGGGCCCAGUCAAGGUGAAAGUCAAAAGCAUUGGUGCUACUGUAGAUGCCAACAGACUACCAGCAAACACAAUGUUUGCAGGACUUCUACAACGAGGAUAAAGUGACAUAGUCCAGGACCCGAGGGAGGACAGUUUAGCGAUGGCGCUACAACACGCUACAGCAGGUCCGUUUGACAAGAAACACUUCUGUUACAGACACUUGUCUUACUUUGUUAAAGCGGUUUACCUGUCCAGCAGAAAGGUUACAGGGUCACCAAGAUCCCCAAGCGUCCCCCAUGGUUUAUGUUGACCCGGCUUUUUAGCUCUUGUCCGGUCUACCUCCGUUUUAAGCGCCCGUUAUUACCAAAUGUCAUCAAUAACUAAUAACUAUUGACUGAUAUUCAGAGAGUUUUUGUAUAAACAAAAUCAAAAGAUGCUUCUUUAACGGGUUCCUGCCUCCUCCACCUUUAAGUCCGUGUGGUGACUCCAACUUCAGAGUCCUGUUUGAUCUGAAUUAUAAUUUAUAGAUGAUCCGUGUUUGAAGGAGAAGCUGAAGUUACAGGAUCUGAUUCUCUGCUGCUUCUGACACGUCUCCUCCGUUUCUCAUGUUCGCUGUGAUUUUGUGCUGAGAAGGAGGAGUGUCACAUUCUGCCGAGUUUUACACUCUGACUCGCUGAAAACCAUCGAGUCCAAGCUUUACGAAACAAACAGUGAGGGGGGAGGGCGAGAGAGAGAGAGAGAGAGAGAGGGAGAGAGAGAGAGAGAGAGAGAGAGAGAGAGAGAGAGAGAGAGAGAGAGAGAGAGAGAGAGAGAGAGAGAGAGAGAGAGAGAGAGAGAGAGAGAGAGAGAGAGAGGGAGAGAGAGAGAGAGGAGAGAGAGAGAGAGUGAGAGAUCAGUCCACGUUACUGUCAAAGUGCAUUGAAGCGCAACACAUUUCUCCCGGGUACAUCACUCUCACUCUGAUUCUGUGUGUGUGUGUGUGUGUGUGUGUGUGUGUGUGUGUGUGUGUGUGUGUGUGUGUGUGUGUGUGUGUGUGUGUGUGUGUGUGUGUGUGGCCCCGGGCGUUGCACUGAGAGUGUAAAGACUCUGGUGCUGGUCCAGAGGUUACAGAGGGCUGCUCCUGAAUCCUGACCUACAUCGUGUGAAGACCGAAUCUCUGUAACUUCGCCGCCGCGUCUUUACUCUCACACGUGACGUUACGACACAAAACGCCUCUUUCAUCAUUUUGUCAUCGUGCGGACUCAGUAUGGACGUAAUGACGGCGUGUCCUUCGGGGCGUGAGCUGUCCUUUUCUGUCCCGCGCUGACAGGGCGGUGACACACUGACAUGUGACAUUGUCUGUUUUAUCCUGAGCUCUGGAAUGUCAACAAAGAGCCGAGCGACCAAUCAGCAUUUAGAUUACAGUAAAGAAGGCAUCUAUAACUGUGAAUAAACAUCUAUAUCAACUGUCCAUUAUAGACCCCGCCCACAUCAACUCCAACACUAACGACUCUCGACUGUCAUCUGAAAAACCCCCGACCUCCACCUUCAUCCUGAUCGUCUCCUAAAAGGUCGUAUCCUCCGAUCGUAGCUGAUUGUAACCAUUCAAGUUAACGUGUCAAUUUACACCGACUUCUUUCAAAAUAAAAUAUCCGGCUUCUUUUCAAAAUAAAACACUCCGUGUUUCAGGAGGAUCGUAUUUCACACCAUGCAAACGGGCGGAGACGAACAAGUGAAAGGUUUUUAGACGUCAUUUCACCCCGAUGACACCAUGGAUGAGGCCAGUCCAUUACGGACUACAGCGGGGUGCCGCAGCUCAAGGAAGAACAUUUAUGAUCAUUUCUUCAUGGAAAUACAAUCAGACCGAGACGCUAAGACAGAAGAACUACAGCGUCUGUAAAAUGAUCAAUAUGGUGAUUAUUACUUCAAGGAAAUGAUAAAGAAAUGAUCAUAAAUGUUCUUCCUUGAGCUGCGGCACCCCGCUGUAGUCUGUAAUGGACUGACCUGAGGUCUCUCUACAAACAAGCGUCUGCUGGAAGAGAGUAGGUGAGUUGUGUUUAGUCUCUUUGCUACAGAAAUAUUUGUGACGUAAAGCUGAAGUUAUAGUCGGGCUGUGGUGUCGUUUCAUGGCGUUCAGUAUUUCCAUCCCCAUCCCUGCACUGAUCUGAAGCUUCACCAUUUCCAACCCUUUAAAAAGAUUUUACACUUUUAGAGUUUCAUGUUGUGAGACUUUUAAAAAGCCAUGAAAAUCCGUGUGUCAUGGAGGAGAGCAGCUGUGUCCGUUUAUUUCAUAGUAAAUAAAAAUAAAGAGCGUCUGCAGAAACAGAGACCUGCAGAGUGACUCCGUCCUGCUCUCCAACCAAACACCGCGGCUCCAUCCUUUAUCUCUGUGGAUAAAAACAGAGGAUGAAUCAUAUGCCACGUUAUGUAACUCCAUUGUAGUCAUGCAAGAGUUAGAAACAAAAGAGUUGACUGACCUUGGAUUGGAGGCUAAACUCCCACUUUUCCACAGUUCAGUGUUGCUGCUUCUGUCCUUCAUCAAACCUGCAGAUCGACUUCCACAACAUCUCACCGUCGGACUGAAGCUCCUGGAGAAGUUUCUCCACUCCUGGCUCUUCAUCAAAUCAAACUCACACGUUUAUCUUCUGUUUGAGUCUUUGUCUGUUUAUAACAUCCAAACCCUGACCUGCAUCGCUCCGUCUCCUCAGGCCAAAACUCGAGAACCUUCUCGCCACCGACACCGCCGAGAAGAACUGCACUUCGUGGAUGAGUAUGGCCAACCCAUCAACGUGCAGGUCGAGGCCAGAAGAGAUCAUGGACACAGGAGGCGGCGUUCCCGAUGUGCGAAUGAGUGCAGCGUCCCGACAGAAAGACACUGGGAGGCCCUGAGAGCCAUGGGACUGGUGGAGGGAGAGGAGGUCCAGGGUGAAGCCUACAGGGCGGGGUGAGUGCUCCAGGAGAGCUGCGACACGAGCAGAGAAGGUUUGGAUGAGCGAGCUUCUUUACUGUCGGUUAUAAUGAAAACCAUGUGUGCAUGUUUAGGCCUGAAGCAGGUGCAGAACAUGCAGGAGAACAUGCAGGAGAACAUGCAGGAGAACAUGUAGGAGAACAUGCAGGAGAACACGCAGGAGAACAUGCAGGAGAACAUGCAGGAGAACACGCAGGAGAAGAUGCAGUUAUGACUUUGCAGGAGUUAUGCUGCGUCUGAGUUUCCUCGAAAGUCAGAAGUCGGAGCUGAAAAUGACGUCACACCCGAGUUCCCAGCGUUUCAGUUAUCAAGUCGGAAAAAGAAAAAUCAGAGGCAGAAACAAGAUGGCUACGUCUACGAUAUUUAUCUUAGCGCUUGUCUUGUCCGGAUAUGAGGCAGGCGCUGAUAUAACUUUCGUAGACUUAGACAUCUUGUUUCUGCCUCUGAUUUUUCUUUUUCCGACCUGAUAACUGAAACGCUGGGAACUCGGGUGUGACGUCAUUUUCAGCUCCGACUUCUGACUUCUGAGGAAACUCGGACGCAGCGUUCGCCGUGUUUAGUGUCGUUGAUUUCAUUCAGAAGAACAGAGCUGCUGAGUGAACGGCGUGAACCGAAUCACUCUGAGACCUGAUUGGUUUCUUUCUCAGUUCAGUUGAGCUCAGCCUGGCGUGCCGGUCGGGAGAGGAACUGACGCCUUUGACUCUUUGGUGAACAACACACGGCCGCCAGUGAGCGGGCAGGUGGGCGGAGUCUCGUGAUUCACUCACAGCGAAUGUUUCAAUCAGACUGUGAACGAAACGAACGACUUCAGGACGACUUUAUUCAGGUGGAGGAGGGAGGGGUGUAUCGUGGUUCACUUCCUGCUGAGCAGCGGUUGGUUGACUGAGAUAAAACAGGUCAUUAUGGCGCCUUUACAUUAAAACACGUGUUUAAACUUUCCUGAUUUAAUUUCAGACGAUUUAAAGAAAUACGAUAUUUGAUAUCUUUAAAAGUCUCUGAAUCCUCGCUACAGCUGACAUCUUUAUUUUUAAUCUCGCCACUUUUCCAACUUAUAAAAGAACGACGACUCGCACUCGUUUAGCGGCGUGCUGCUCGCUGCUGUGUUGUUUCCGCCGACAGACGGCGACACACAGAGAGGUGAGUUUUUCAGGUCGGGGGAGUGAUUCUUCCUUCAGGACUUGGCGAAUGAACGACACGAGUCACCCACGCUGUGACUUCAACAGCAGGGGAGGGGCUAAUGAACGAACUCGCCGCUGUGUCACUCACUGGUUUUACUGCAGCGACAGGACGGGGCUCCGAAACACGGACUGAUUCAGUGAACGAAUCUUUUUAAUGAACGGAUCCUAAAGAUUCAGUCAAAAGAACGGAUCUUCACAUCAGUCGUGGUGUAGCUCUUAUUUAAGGACACAAACAAACUUCUGCUCCUGCGAUCGACUGGGAUCAGCGGGGGGGGGAACGAUGUUAGGACAAACUGAGCGUGUGUGAAAGUCUAGAAAACAUUUUCAUCAGCAGGUCGGCGCGGCGGUCGAUGGAGUCUCUCUGCGUUCUUAUUAAUAUUCAUGAGUGAAAGUUGUUCUGCUGAGACGGCUGUCGGUGCGACACAUGCUCCGAUGAUGAUGAUGAUGAUGUGUGUGAAGGCUUUAAACAUUCAGAGAGACAUGUCACAGGUCACAGGUCACACCACCCCCACUCAUCUGAGUGAUAAAUCCACUCACUUCACUCUGUGGGGGUGAAUCUCUCGCAGCGCUCUUCUCUUUGACCUCACCUCUCCUUACUUCCUCCACAGGCCUUUCUAUGGUCACAUGACUAUGUCACCUGACCUCUACUCCACCAGUGGUCGAAUGAUGAUGUCACCUGAUGUCUAUCCUUCCAAUGGCUACCUGCCAAGAUCAAAUGACCAACAUCUGGGCAACAACUACCUUCCCAGCGUCUCCUACAGCUUGGAUCACCUGGACAGACUCGACUACCAGGUGGUUCCUCAGUCGCAUCACGAGUUCUUGAUCUCACUGAUCCGCAGAUACGAUGAGGAGCAAAAGGAGUUAAAUUAUUUCUGAUGUAUCUUUGGUUCCUACAGCAGGGCCCAGAGAUGCUGCCCUACCAGCCGAACUCAGAGAGCUGCCUGAUUGGCUGCUACAACACAGAAGAAAUGGAGCCCAAGAAUUUUCCCAGACAGGUAAGAAUCAAAGUGACGUCAUCCACACCUGUGCUGACACAGGAAGCUCCAUGAGCUCUGAAGAUCUGUUUUAACCCUUCAUAACAUAAACUGUCUUAUUUUACGUCCUCUACAGUCCGACUAUCGCCCUCCUUGGCGGUCAGAUCGUCACCUUGGUUACCUUCCCUUAAGUGAGCUUGACAGUGGGCUGGGUUGCGGUCCUGAUAGCCCAAACCACCGGAUACCCCUCUCUGAGGCCGAGACAGAUGCUAUGUCAUCACUACCAGGCCACACCGCCUCCUCCCAAGGCUCCUCCUCCUCCUCCGAGUCUCUAAUCUCCUCUGAACCAAGUGACUCGGGCUUUCACAGCGUCAGCACGGGGGAGCACAGACGACUGCAUAAGAUUCAUGGGAGCCACACCCACCGACAAACUCACCAUCUCCGGUCAGGUCACUCUCCGAGGGAACAGAGAGGACGCUGGGAUUUGGAGUCCAUCCCUGAGACCACACCCAUGACCCAUGCUGGCACACCACAGGCAUCCCAUUGUACCGUGGGAAACAGUACGACCACAACAGUCCACUUUCACCGAGCUGAGAGGAGUCCCACCUUACCACGCCACCGCUCGCCGCCUUCCCCUUCCAUUGGUAAGUAAAGACCUUUUAAACAACCCAUCUACACCCCGACCCCGAGGAUGGGCCCAGAUGUGGACUUUGUUCUUGAUCUGCCACCUUGUGUCUGUUUUCAGGUUGUCGUACGGAGCCAUGUCAGCGGAGGGCGCUGUGGUUGGAGCAGCAUCAGGGAGGAAGGGGAACCAUCGAGGCCCCAGGGCGGAGCCGAACGAUCACAGAUUUGAGUGAAGGGCAGCGCCGCCGCAGAGCCAGCCAUCCCAACACCACAGAUCCCAACCCUCUGCAGAACGGCCUCCAAAACAGCCACCAAGGGACCGCCGACCACAUGACGGGACCGAGGAGCAGGGCCAGCUAUCCCAGCAACAGCCACUCCACCAGUCACCUCAGUUUGGACAGAACCAGUCUGACCAACCACCAGAACUCCCUGAGAAGCAGCAAAGGUACCAACCGCAGCAGGGAGGACGACUCGCUCUCCAAGAGUCCGGGAUCGAACUCCAGUGGAACGUCAGACUGGCGAGGGAUCCAGACUCUUGGAAAUCGCACCAGCAACCCUAAAGGCCCCACCGGUCCUCUGUACAGCACCCUCGGAGCCCCUCAGCGUAAUCCUCACUCUCCACCCUCCCCUCGCUCCAGACUCUCCAAUCCAAAGUCUGCAAGAAACCAGCUGCUCAGAGCCCGAGCUUACCGGUUAGCCCGGGAACGCAGUGAGGUCACGACGGAUGAGGAGGUACGAGGGGGCGGAGAGAGGGAGGGCGAAGAUGAGGGGGACGAUGGACGAUGGGCGGGGCGGUACUGGAGCCGGACUGAGAGGCGAAGACAUUUAGCGUUGUCGAGGCAACACAGAGAGCGGAGGGGGGGAGGGGAAGAGCAGGGAGGCGGACUCCAGGGGUCGCUGUCAUCUCAAACGGUGCUGGAGCUGAGCCACAUGAAGCAGAACCGGCUAAGGAACAGUAAGCUGCUUGAUGAUUGGACGACAGUGGAGGAGCUUCUCACACACGGAACUCGGGUGGAAAGCAACGGUCAGCUGUGUCCGAGUCCUCUGUUAUCGGUUACUACUGUCUGAGAGGAACCAGAACUCAGGCCCAGUUUGUUUGAUGUCUGCGAGUGAAGCGCUCACAUGUGACCAAAUUAGACAAACGCCUUUGAGCUUGACAGGAAGUUGUUCCGGAGGUUAUCAGGCGUUUCCAUGAACACAGUCAGUCUGCACUAAAGAGACAUGAAGGUCUGCAGCAGGAGAGACCAUCCAACACAUGCUGCAGUCCUGGAGAACCUCGGUUUUGGUCCAGGUCUGGACUUUGUUGUUUGCAUAUUCAAGGAUCACCACAACAACAACGAAAGGGUUCACAAGUACUGAGAGGCUGAAACGGAGACCAUGAGACCAUGAGACCAUGAGACCACGUCUUCUGUCCGAGGAGAACACUGACCAAACGCUGGUCACAGAGAGGAGAUACUGUGGCUCCAGAAUCUGCUGUUCACAGCAUCACUGGGAUGACGGAUCAGUUUCUUCACACACCAGACGGACUGUGACUGGUCUCAAAUAUCACACAUCGAUUGUGUUGCCUUGUGACAAAGUGUCUCUAUUUCCUUUUCUGGUUUUACUGCCUCUGUUCUCGUCUUUGUGCCAUAAAAAGUCAAAGUAGGUUUGAAGCAAACUGAAGAUCUGCACCUUAGUGAUCAGGCGCCGUCUAAAUCAGCUCUUCUAAGGUCGGGAAAAAAGCUUUUUCACGUUGUAGUUUCAAGCGUUAGCUGAGACGACGUUUGUACAAAAACAUGAAGCUAAAACCGAGAGGUGGUCUCGAUGUCACUCCUAUUCACAGCAAAACUCAACUUCUACAGGUGUGUCGGCAAAAUAACGAGCAAAUUUACUUGAAGUCGGAGUGAAAAACUUUUCCAUUUAGGAAGCUGUUGUUUAGCUUUUCCAAUCGAGUUAUCAACACGCCCUUCCACAUGAAGGUGGCAGACCCUCCGUUCACAUCGUACAGCGAGGAAACAUGAGGGAGGCAGACAGUCGAGAUAAUGACGGUGUGUUUUCUGUUCCUAAAGUCACUCAGUGUGACUUUAAUCCAGCCUGAGGAGACUGUGUUUUCUUUUCUAACAGCUGUUCUCCGACAGGAUUCCAUGUGCCAGACAUAUUUGUAGAACAGGAUGGAUUAAAGUGCGAGUCAAUCAGGGUUAUUUAUGUGUUAUACGAUAAAACCGUCCGAUGCAAUUUUGUUAACAAUGAAAAAAAGGAGUCUGUUUAUUUUCAUAUUCUGUUUCCAUGACGAGAGGAUUUCCUGAGGACGGUUCUCAGUUUCUUUCUGUUUGUUCAUGUGAGGAUGUGUGAGCGAGCGCCUGACAGACGAUCGAACGUUUGAUACUUACCUGUAAGUCGUGUUUAGCCAAAGAUAUCGUGCAGUUUGGGUUCAUGGACAAUCUUCAACUCUCUAAUGUAAGAGUCUAUUUUAUAAUCAUGUUAGAUUUUAUACGUACAUGUUCUCCUUUACUUUGCCUUGAGAUGACUCUUCUGUCCACUCUGCUCGUGUGUUCUUAGGUGUUAGCAUACGAUCACCUGUUAGCAUUAAGAAGAUAAAACCACAGUCGUAACCUAGCAUGCUAACUCCUAAAUAAGUACAGAGCUAAUUUCUUGGCGUGCGUCCGUUCUUGUCUUGGAGUUGCACAGACUUGCGUAUAUAUUUGGACAAAAUAACCAACUAAAUAACCACGCUGGUGCUGCUUACGGCGCAUGUCUAAUAACUCUGAGAAACUGCUCUGAGCCUGCAGCUGCGCUAACUUAUCCUAGCUACGUUCUCGUCUCUGUCUGAGCCGAACAAAAAACAGUCCCUUUAAGCCGAGACGAUCCUCCAGAGACUGAAACCACGUUUUAGGAAACUGUGACUCGACUGCUCGGACGUUUUUUUCUUUAAGUGUUUUUCUUUGUUGUUGUUUUGACUGAAUCAUUCUCAUUGUCUUUUUGACGGUCAGAUCGGUCAUCGUGAUUGGAGGAUGAGAAAAUCAAUCUGAUGGAGGUGAUUUCAGCAGGAGCAGGAGUCAGGGGAGAAACGGCCAAGAUUAGUAUACAGACUGGAACAAACCUGCCAAUAAUAAUUAUAAUAAUAAUAAUAAUAAUUU
Xyrichtys novacula (pearly razorfish) is the source of this 13978-nucleotide messenger RNA. The record is from the annotation of a GenBank genome assembly. NCBI's taxonomy places the organism in Eukaryota, Metazoa, Chordata, Actinopteri, Labriformes, Labridae.